Molecule: messenger RNA, 252 nt
Organism: Bipolaris sorokiniana ND90Pr
Lineage: Eukaryota; Fungi; Ascomycota; Dothideomycetes; Pleosporales; Pleosporaceae
Exons: 2
Coding region: 1-252 (83 amino acids)
Source: RefSeq, a predicted model, not a curated record
AUGAACACCAAUAGCACGACUGGCCUGCUCAAUAGGCGCGCUAAAAACGCUGUUGCGCCUCAGUCCGUUGUCAAAGACCAAAAUAAUAGCUACAUUGUCGCGCAUAGUGAGGAAGAUGAUCCGAGCAUUUACAAGCCGCGACCACAACUGCCGCACCCGAACGUUCACAUGCGAGAUAUGGCGAGUCUGAUAAAGGAGCUCGAAGAUGGCAUCAUCGAUGUUGAUCCGGAAUACCAGCGGGAAGUUGUUUGA